Symbiodinium sp. CCMP2456 is the source of this 1029-nucleotide messenger RNA. The record is from the annotation of a GenBank genome assembly. Lineage: Eukaryota; Dinophyceae; Suessiales; Symbiodiniaceae.
AUGGUGAAGGUCGAUGGACCGCCGAGACCCCCUCGGAGCGGCAAGAAGAAGGAUUGGCAAUGGCAGUAUGGGAUCUGGCUCGGGGGCACGGCGUUUAGCGUCCUCUUUGCCUGUGCAGCAGUUCUGGUCAGCCCAGAACAGGGUCUGCUGGAGACGCUGGUGAAUGACCAAAGCGUCAUCGACCACGUGAACCUCAACGCGCGGACCUGGCGCGCGGGCGCAGCGCGCUUCUUCGAGGGCUGGAGACUUGGCGAGAUGCAGCGCUUGGGCGGGAUCAGCGUCUCCCAAGCGAAUGGGAUCCCCGACUGCAUGCUGCCGGCGUCCGUGGAGUUGCCAAAGAGCUUUGAUGCUCGGAAAAAGUGGCCAGCUUGCUUCGCGCACGUCUACGACAUGGGCAACUGCUCUGCCAGCUGGGCCAUCGCCGUGGCCGGUGCCCUGAGCAAGAGGUUCUGCAUCGCGAGCCCCAAGGACUACGGAGGGUUGAGGCUGUCCCCGCAGCAGCUCCUGUCGUGUGAGCCUCUCAGCAGAGGUUGCGGGGGUGGAGCCCUUGACACUGUCUUCGGCUACCUGAAGAAUAAGGGACUGGUUUCCGAGCCUUGCUUUCCCUACCAGGCCGAUGAUUCCGUCGCCUGCUCCCUCUGCGAGGAGGAGCCCAAGCGCCUGGCGUCGGUCUGCAGAGUGGCCAACCUACGCCAGGAGAUCUUUCUCAACGGGCCCGUGGUUGCACCGGUCCUGCUGCUGAACGACUUCCUGGUCUACAGGUCUGGCAUCUACCAGGAGACGCGGACGGCCUCUCCACUGGUGGAUCGAGAUCGCCAGCGCCAACUCCAGGCUGUCACGGUCCUAGGCUGGGGCGUGAGCGAGGCUUCUGUCGAGUACUGGAUUAUCGAAAAUGCUUGGGGCCAGGACUGGGGUGAGAACGGCUACGCGAAGAUUGCCGUCGGCGACGUGCCCAAGAAAAGGGGUAUCCUCCUCGAGGAGUUUGUCUUCGCUGGCACGCCCUUGAACCCCAAGGUUCUCUUCGGGUGA